Molecule: messenger RNA, 1449 nt
Organism: Peronospora matthiolae
Lineage: Eukaryota; Oomycota; Peronosporomycetes; Peronosporales; Peronosporaceae
Source: the annotation of a GenBank genome assembly
AUGUCCCGUCCCGAGCGCUCCGAGUGGACGCCGUCGUCGUGGCGCGACUUUCCCGUGAAGCAACAAGCGCCGUAUCCAGAUCCUGCGGCGCUGCAGGUCGCACAUGCAAAACUCAGGAGAUUGCCUGGACUUGUAUCAGUGCGUGAGAUUGAGGGACUGAAGACGCAGUUGGCCGAAGUUGCUGCGGGAAAACGCUUUUUGCUGCAAGGUGGGGACUGUGCAGAGCGAUUCCAAGACUGUGAGCCCGAGCUGAUUGAGAAGAAGCUCAAGAUUAUGAUUCAAAUGAGUCUCGUGCUCGUGUGGGGAGCACGAAUGCCCACGGUCCGUGUGGCACGCAUGGCGGGGCAGUUUGCAAAGCCUCGAUCGAGUGACAUGGAGAUACUCGAUGGCGAUGAGGUGCCGAGCUUCAGGGGUGAAAACAUCAAUGGAUACAACAAAGACGAGCGCAUACCGGAUCCGACUCGACUACUGGACGGCUAUUUUCAUAGCGCUGCAACGCUGAACUACGGUCGUGUCUUGCUGGACUCGGGCUUUGCUGAUAUUCACGAUGCUGGCCAGUGGGAUCUCGACUUUGUGCAAAUCUCUUCUCGGCGGGAAGAGUAUCAGCACAUGGCGAGUGAGAUCACGGACAGUUUGCACUUUGUGCACAUGUGUGGUGUUGGGGCGGACUCGCCUUAUUUGAAGACGGUAGAUUUAUUUGUGUCGCAUGAAGGGUUGGAGCUCGGGUACGAAGAGACUAUGACACGCAACGUGAAUGGCAAGUAUUACAACCUUGGGACGGACUUUCUCUGGAUCGGCGAUCGCACACGUCAGCUGGACCACGCUCAUGUCGAGUACUUCCGCGGUAUUGAGAAUCCGAUUGGUAUCAAGGUUGGUCCGAGUAUGGGUGUGGAUGAAUUGGUACCCUUGAUUCGUCAAUUGUGGAAGGAUCCCGAAGCCGAUCCGGGCAAGAUCACGCUUAUCACUCGUUACGGUAGUGACAAGGUGUCCGACCUCUUGCCCAAACACAUUGCAGCAGUGAAAGCUGCAGGCCUGAAGGUGAUUUGGUCCUGCGAUCCAUGCCACGGCAACACGAUUGUAGCCGAGAACGGCUAUAAAACGCGGCCAUUCGACCGCAUUUUCGGCGAGCUGGAGCAGACGCUGGAGAUUCACCGUGAGGCUGGUACUGCUUUGGGUGGAGUGCACUUUGAGCUGACGGGUGAAAACGUUACCGAGUGCAUUGGUGGCCCACAGGGCGUCGAAGAGAGUGAUCUUCCAUUGCGCUACACAAGCUACUGUGACCCACGACUGAAUUAUUCGCAGAGCAUGGAGGUGGCUUUCCUACUAGCCAAGAAAUUAUCGGCGUAUCACGAUCUGGCGCCGCUGAAUGAAAAGUCGAAGAUGCGAAAGCGAUCGAUGGAGAUAAGUGAUGCGUUCAAGCGUGUUCGGGGUGACAUUUUUGCCAUUUAG